Messenger RNA from Staurois parvus, 315 nucleotides. The record is from the annotation of a GenBank genome assembly. Lineage: Eukaryota; Metazoa; Chordata; Amphibia; Anura; Ranidae.
AUGUAUGUGAAAUGGUUUGAUACAGUAAUGGAAUACUAUGUGAUUUUAGUGAUUUUAGUGAAUGUCACUUUUUGUCAUUUUUGAAUUUCCCGCCGUUCCGUCCCCCGUACAUCCCGACGCUCACAGGGGACGGAACCCAGAUGACAGAUGCCGGCAUCCGCCGGAUUACAUUGCCGGGGACACUGCAGGAGGGACAUCGUGGGAGCGCAGGACAAGGUAAGUGAUACAGGGAUCGUGGAGCAGCGCCACAUGGUAUUCCCGAGUGUAGCUCGGGGUUACCGCUUGUGCUACACUCGGGAAUACCGCCAGGGAGGU